AUGUAUUACAAUAAAAUCCAAAUACAAACACGACUGUGGUCAAAGUCAAGUUAUAAAAAAGGCUUCUAUUUCCAAUUGUUGGACCCAGUGGGCUAAAUGCUAAAUGUGCUUUAAUAUGUGCUGAAAUCAGCUGUCACAAUGUUUACAUUGCUAUAAUAUGAUAAUUUGAGAUUGUCAACUGGCCUCAGAUCAGCUGAUCCAUCAUGUCUAAUGGAUUUGUGUUUUUAUUCAUUGCUAUGUUAACUGAUUUAGCAAACAAAAAGAUAUUUGGAGACAAUAAAUGUGGCCAGUGAGCUUUUAAGGUAAAUCUAGUUAUUCUGUUUGCUAUGGCUGCUAUGGCUGAAAUUCACAUCAAUUUGCAUAAUGGUUGACCUGUAAACUCUGACUGUACACAAGAAACUUAACACUUCAACAAGAAAUCCAAAGACGAAUAUUACAGUAUUCAAAGUGAAAAGUCAAUUUUCUUUUUGACUCUGACUAAAAUAAGUUUCCAGAUUUUAUUUUUGAAGUGCAAACUUCUUUGCAAUGGAAGAGCAAUGCCUGACCUACUACAAACAAGGAAAAAAGAAAAAAACAAAUUGGUUCUGUGGAUGUACUUCAUUGAGCAAGCUGUUUUGUUUGUACAGCCUGCUCUGUGCUUUAAGCCAAGCAUACAGAACAAGUGAUCACAGUCAAGGCCACAUCUCACUGAAAACCUUUGGACAGAACCACAAAGUUCACAAAUCUACAGAGUCAAAGACGCCUGUCAAUGGGCUGCAGUGCUGAGCUCUACAGGUCAUUUGUCCCCACAGCCAUCAGAAUAAAACUAGAACUGUGGGUAACUAAUGACCUGGCUGAUUGUUUUGUACUGUUUGUUGUUUAUUGCAAACAACUACAUGGUAUAAAUUGUGUCAGUUUGGAUUUUCAUUUGUAUGACAGGGAAGAUAUUAUUGACAGAAAAUGUGUUGUGCAUGCAAUAUAUUAACAUUUUGUAAUAAAGCAGCAAUUCACAUACCUAAUUAAAUGUAUAUUAGCCUCAGCAAAUUAUAGAUUAUUACUAGGAUAUAGGCAUAUUUUUAUUUGCAAAAAGAAAAAAAAGCUUACUUUUAUUGUAGGCUCACCCUUUUUGUUUUUACCACUGCUCAAACUUUUAUUUACAUGGCAAAAUAUAGCUGUUGAUUUAAAAUAUACUUCUUGCCUUCUCGUAAUUUAAUAUUCAUUAGCUUCUAUUAAUGGACAGUAAGAGCUCCGUCCUUGACACCAAGAUGAACGCAGCUGAUUUAUGAGCAACACUAGAGAUCGCCAGAGAGCCACGUUCCACGCGUGGCUCCGGGCGAACGUGAAUCGUGAGUAAAUGCUCCUUAUCGGCUGUGUGGGGCUAUUGGCUGAAAUGGCAUCAUGAUGAUAAUGAAAGCGCACCGGCUGCUUGCAACAAUGACUCCAAUGAAACCGCAAAACGGGCUCAGCACGUGAGCAACAGAAUAAAUCUAAAGCACUACUUGGGCAGGUUGUGCGUAAAAGGCAUCCUUUCACAAAUCCUCACACGAAUCGCCCAUCACUGACCCUGUUCCGAAGCCAUUGGCAGGACAAGAGGGGAAUGCAGCUCUGACAACAAGCAUUCGUGUCGUUCAGUUUUGAACUGUGCUUUUCACCCGCUAUUUCCAGUUGGGACUGUGACGAGGCUCAGAUUUUGCGCUUCCCUUUUGGUGCUUAAACGAGCAAAAAAUCAGCUCUAUAAAAAAAAUUAACUACACACACGAAAGCCUCGGUGUAUUUCGGUUUAAAUGUCAGGAUGGGCCCCUGAUUGAGGAGCUCCAAGUGAAGUCCGGUUGUGCCGUGAUGAAGACCUUUGAUGAAACGGCCAGCAUCUCCGAGGGCGUGCGGAUUCCUCGCCUCAUCUCCGAGUAGACGACCUCCUACUGACUUACUUCACGUCACCCCACCCGUCUGCCUGGCGUCUCCUCCUUUAAACCCUCUGCUCCGACUAGUCCUUUGAGCGAAUCCGGGCUCAGACGAUAAACAUACUCGGCGAGAAAGCGGACAGAGCCACAACACAGACUCUAAACCUCACCUAGACUACCUGCUCCAACUGGAGGGGAACAGAGAGGCGGUAGAGGAGGACGCACAGCGCACAAGUGCAGGCGCGUCCCUGUGUGCCAGCUGAACAACGCAUCAGGCGGGCAAAGAGAGCAGAGAUAAAUUGGAAUAAGAGUUCACGUCGACAACUCUAUUGGAGAAGCGUACAGCUUAGUUAGAAGACAGCCUAAAUGAGUACAUGGUAAGAAGAGUCAUGCAUCUCAACCAAGAAGACAGCAGCAAAGGCUCAGUGUCACUCAGUGUACUCCUGCUCUCUGUUGCAGUCGUAGUGUGUGCCGUUUGGCUCGUAGCUUUAUGUGGGAUCUGCACCUGGUGUCAACGUAAACUGGGGAAGAGAAAUAAACCGGGGAUGGAGGCUGCCAGCUCUCCAGAAUCUGUGAGAGGUCGAGGAGAAAAUAAAGCCAUCAACGAUCUAGACAGAGACUUUUGGAAUAACAAUGACAGCAGCAACGUGCAGCAGAGGUGGAGCUCCUACCCGCCCAAGGAGUUCCUCCUAAAUAUGUCUCCCUAUGCUCCCUACGGAGACCCUCGCCUCACUCCCAAUGGGGCUGUGGAUAAGGGUGGGCAGGGCGGAGCUGGACCCUCACCAGGGGCCAGUGACAGCGGGGGUGGCGCUUGCUCCAGUACAGGAGCUGUGCCAAGUCGCAGCGACAGCAUUCGGAGCAUGGUGACGGGGGGCAGCAAGGCCGGGCGCUGGCAGACCGUCCAGAGCCACAUGCAUACCGGAGCCCUGCGGUUUAGCAAUUUCGGGGAUGCUUCCCUCUCGUCUGCCUCCACUCUGGAGCACAUCCCCUCAUCGGCUGUCGCGCGUCCCCGGCCUCUUGUCCGCCAGCAGAGCCUCCAACAGCCCCUCACCCACCAGCCCCCUCCGGGUCCCAAUGACCCCCCGGUCACCUCACAGAGCCUGGGUCAGUUGCACACAGGCCCAGGCGGCGGGGGCCACCGUGGGGGCCCGCGGGGGGUCCGGGGGAGUCCGGCUGGAGCUUCCAGGUAUAGAGGGACAGGGGCUGGCCGAUCACGGUCAAAUCCAGGAAGCUGGGACCACAUGAUGGAGCAGAUUCGCCACAGAGGUCUGGACGUCAAGUCAUUCCUUGAGGGGAAGAUGGUUGUUCUGUCUCUAGCAAUCGGGCUGGCUGAACAGGAUGACUUUGCCAACCUCCCAGAUCUUCAGGAAGCUCCGGCAAGCAAAGAAAAUGAAACCACACCAGAUAAAAGAACUCCAGGAAACAAACCAGGCAGCAGUCCCAGAGGUCAGACCCCAGAUGAAACUGGACGUCGCCAGGGGCAGAACCACGAAGCCAACUCUACUGUCACAGACUUAGCCAACUCGGUCACCAGUGACGUGCUUAUGCUGUCACCAGGUUCUGAGGAGGAUGAACACGAGGGUCCAGUGUGUGAGAAACUGGGUCGCAUUCAGUUCAGUGUUGGAUAUAGCUUUCAGGACUCGACUCUCACUGUCAAAAUUCUCAAAGGCCAGGAUUUGCCUGCUAAGGAUUUUUCAGGCACAUCUGAUCCUUUUGUGAAAAUCUACCUACUCCCAGACAAGAAGCACAAAUUGGAGACUAAAGUGAAGAGGAAGAAUCUAAACCCUCACUGGAAUGAGACAUUUUUAUUUGAAGGCUUCCCCUAUGAAAAGGUGGUUCAGAGGACUCUCUACCUGCAGGUUCUUGACUACGACCGAUUCAGCAGGAACGACCCCAUCGGGGAGGUGUCCAUCCCCCUCAAUAAGCUGGACCUGGCCAACAUGCAGACUUUCUGGAAGGAGCUGAAACCGUGCAGCGAUGGCAGUGGAAGUCGAGGGGAUCUCCUUGUGUCCCUGUGCUAUAAUCCCACAGCCAACACCAUCACUGUGAGCAUCAUCAAAGCACGCAACCUCAAAGCCAUGGACAUUGGAGGCACUUCUGACCCAUAUGUAAAAGUGUGGUUGAUGCACAAAGACAAACGUGUGGAGAAGAAGAAGACGGUGGUAAUGAAACGCUGCCUGAACCCUGUUUUUAACGAGUCCUUUCCCUUUGACGUGCCGGCCCACGUGUUGAGGGAGACCACCAUAAUUAUCACCGUCAUGGACAAGGACAGACUCAGUCGCAAUGAUGUCAUUGGAAAGAUUUAUCUUUCAUGGAAGAGUGGCCCCGCAGAGGUAAAACACUGGAAAGACAUGAUAAGUCAUCCCCGUAACACCGUGGCCCAGUGGCACUCUCUCAAAGCCUGAGGGGCCCAGCAGCCAAAC
Messenger RNA from Xiphophorus couchianus (Monterrey platyfish), 4303 nucleotides. RefSeq names its product synaptotagmin VIIb (gene syt7b). Lineage: Eukaryota; Metazoa; Chordata; Actinopteri; Cyprinodontiformes; Poeciliidae. Gene Ontology annotation, biological process: vesicle fusion; calcium ion-regulated exocytosis of neurotransmitter. Gene Ontology annotation, molecular function: calcium-dependent phospholipid binding; SNARE binding; phosphatidylserine binding. The transcript is spliced from 13 exons. Bases 2255 to 4285 code for a protein of 676 amino acids. The record is from RefSeq and is a predicted model, not a curated record. Gene Ontology annotation, cellular component: synaptic vesicle; axon; plasma membrane.